Messenger RNA from Pelobates fuscus (common spadefoot toad), 1966 nucleotides. It is a transcript of the gene PPP2R2A, whose product is annotated as protein phosphatase 2 regulatory subunit Balpha. NCBI's taxonomy places the organism in Eukaryota, Metazoa, Chordata, Amphibia, Anura, Pelobatidae. Bases 101 to 1435 code for a protein of 444 amino acids. The transcript is spliced from 10 exons. Gene Ontology annotation, molecular function: protein binding; protein phosphatase regulator activity. The record is from RefSeq and is a predicted model, not a curated record. Gene Ontology annotation, cellular component: cytosol; protein phosphatase type 2A complex.
AAGCCGUGGCCUCAGAGUCCGGUCCUCCCGCCCCGGGCAGCGGCCUCCCCGGUAUCCGCCUCCAUCUGGAGUCCGGGACCAGCACCGGCCCAGGGUCAGCAUGGCGGGAGCUGGUGGAGGCAAUGAUAUUCAGUGGUGUUUUUCUCAGGUGAAAGGAGCUGUGGAAGAUGAUGUGUCAGAGGCUGAUAUAAUCUCUACGGUAGAAUUUAAUCAUUCUGGAGAGUUGCUGGCCACAGGAGAUAAAGGUGGACGAGUAGUUAUCUUCCAGCAAGAGAGUAAGAGUCCAUAUCAUAGGGGGGAGUAUAGCGUUUACAGCACUUUUCAGAGUCACGAGCCAGAAUUCGAUUACUUGAAGAGUUUAGAAAUUGAAGAGAAGAUCAACAAAAUUCGAUGGCUACCCCAGAAAAAUGCGGCACAGUUCUUGUUGUCUACAAAUGAUAAAACAAUAAAGCUAUGGAAAAUCAGUGAACGUGACAAGAGACCCGAAGGUUACAAUCUGAAGGAAGAGAAUGGGAGGUAUAGGGAUCCAACCACUGUGACCACUCUCAGGGUGCCAGUUUUCCGCCCCAUGGACCUGAUGGUUGAAGCAAGUCCUCGAAGGAUAUUCGCCAAUGCACAUACAUAUCACAUUAACUCCAUCUCUGUGAACAGUGACUAUGAGACUUAUCUAUCAGCAGAUGACCUGCGUGUCAACCUGUGGCAUUUGGAGAUAACAGACAGGAGCUUUAACAUCGUAGAUAUUAAACCUGCUAACAUGGAGGAGCUGACAGAGGUGAUAACAGCAGCUGAGUUUCACCCACAUCACUGCAACACUUUUGUAUACAGCAGUAGCAAAGGCACCAUCCGUCUGUGUGAUAUGAGGGAGUCUGCUCUAUGUGAUCGCCACUCUAAGUUGUUUGAAGAACCUGAAGAUCCCAGUAACAGGUCAUUCUUUUCAGAGAUAAUCUCUUCUAUAUCUGAUGUGAAAUUCAGUCACAAUGGCAGGUACAUGAUGACCAGGGACUACCUGUCUGUCAAGAUAUGGGAUUUAAACAUGGAAAGCAGACCAGUGGAAACCUAUCAGGUACAUGAAUACCUCAGGAGUAAGCUAUGCUCCUUAUAUGAAAAUGACUGCAUCUUUGACAAGUUUGAGUGCUGCUGGAAUGGGCCUGACAAUGUGGUUAUGACUGGCUCAUACAAUAAUUUUUUCCGGAUGUUCGACCGCAACACCAAACGCGAUAUCACUCUGGAAGCAUCACGGGAAAACAGCAAGCCCCGUAUGGUGCUGAAACCUCGCAAGGUCUGUGCGAGUGGCAAGCGAAAGAAGGAUGAAAUUACAGUAGACAGUCUGGACUUCAACAAGAAGAUCCUGCACACAGCCUGGCAUCCCAAGGAGAACAUCAUCGCAGUGGCAACCACCAAUAACCUGUAUAUAUUCCAGGACCGUGUCAAUUAGCCCUGGCCUUUUACUGCAGGACAGUCCCUAUUUCCAUCUAGUUCCAAUAGUCGAGCCUAGAAUUCGUACCCUGUUCCAAAACUGAAGAAAACUUACGACAGUGCGGGAACUUUUGCCAGUCCCUCCUAGUCUGACUUUUUCCAGUGUUUAAGGUGCCAUCAAAUAUCCUUUCCCUUUUUUUUUUUUUUUUUUAUAGCUGCGCAGGGUAAACCCCUGCUCCUGCCGUUUUAUCACCCAGUUAAGGGAACGGUUAGGUUUACUGUACUUUUCUUUUGUUGUUUUUUUUUGUUUUGUUUUUUACCAUCUCGCCUGAUGUGUAGAUUUAAUUUGUCUUUUUCUGUUAAUUUUUUUUAUUUUGUGAUGUCAGUUGCAGUACCAGUCUUCUCACUAUAUAGUAUUUUAUUUUUUACUUUUUAGGCUGGAAAGUGGUGGGGAACCUUAAAAUACCUUUAUGGGUUUAAUAAUGUAUAACCUUGUGACUCCUACCCCCUCUUCCCCCAAAGUUUGUUCAUUCUUUUCUUGUUCAUUUUU